This is a messenger RNA of Gadus chalcogrammus (walleye pollock), 2694 nucleotides long. Its product is annotated as semaphorin-3F-like. The coding region runs from base 424 to 2694 and encodes 756 amino acids. Lineage: Eukaryota; Metazoa; Chordata; Actinopteri; Gadiformes; Gadidae. The record is from RefSeq and is a predicted model, not a curated record. Gene Ontology annotation, molecular function: chemorepellent activity; semaphorin receptor binding. The transcript is spliced from 18 exons. Gene Ontology annotation, biological process: negative regulation of axon extension involved in axon guidance; axon guidance; negative chemotaxis.
GAUAUGCACACUCCAAACACCUGCAUUUGUUCACUUGCAUUUCAGCCUGUAACAGCCAUGGGUUACCGUUAAGUCACUGUUGUAACGGUCAUUACAACGUCGUAUGUGGUAGUUGCCAUUGAGACUUUUAAGUUAUUUUGGAUCAAAUCCUCACAGUUCAUCGGAUCAAAUGUUUUAUUUUCAAUCAGUGGGUGUUGACUGAAAAUGCAACACAUUUGAGCCGGGGAUUUUAAACGUUUCGCCGCUUUUUCGUGGAGAUUUAUUUUUCAACAAGGUUUUCAUUUCUUCCAUUUUAUCGACGAAGUGCAAAUCGGUCGGAAUGUAGCAGGAGGCUGCAACUUUGAAUCCGCGAACAGCGACUCUCUGGUGCCGAGCAGAAGCAGAAGAUUUAGACAUCUGUAGGCUACCCUCGUGGCCGUUACCAUGACAACAUCUGGAGCCCGGCUUCUCCUUGUGGCCCUGUGUGUUUACAGUGGCCAGGGCCUCCAGCAGUCAGCUCCCCGUGUCCGCCUGUCUUUCAAAGAGCUGCUGGACACGCGUGCGGCCCGGCCCUUCAGCUUCGCCUUCAACACCAGCGACUACCGAAUCCUCCUGAUGGACCAGGACCAGGGCCGGCUGUACCUGGGCAGCCGGGAGUACCUGGUGGCCCUGGACAUGCAGAACGUCAACAAGGAGCCCCUCAUAAUCCACUGGCCGGCGUCUGCGAAAAGAAAGGGAGAAUGUCAGAUGACAGGAAAGGGAAGACAGGGUGAAUGUGCCAACUUUGUGCGGUUAAUAGAGCCGUGGAACCGCACCCACCUCUACACCUGUGGCACGGGGGCCUACCAGCCCAUCUGCACCUUCAUCAACCGGGGAUGGAGGGCGGAGGACUACCUGUUCAGACUGGUCCCCGGGUAUGCGGAUUCAGGGAAGGGGAAAUGUUCCUACGAUCCGAACCAGGAGAACAUUGCCGUUCUGAUCGACGGCAAUCUCUACGCAGGGGUCCACAUCGACUUCAUGAGCACGGAUGCUGCUCUGUUCAGAACCAUGGGGGGCCGGACAGCAAUCAGGACGGAGCAAUAUGACUCUCGGUGGCUCAACGAGCCGGUGUUCCUGAAGAUCCAGCAGAUCCCAGACAGCGCAGAGCGGAAUGACAACAAGCUGUACUUCUUCUUCCGUGAGAAGAGCCUGGACUCAGUGAGCGGGGCGAGCCCCAGCGUCCUGGCCCGCGUGGGGAGAGUGUGUCUGAACGACGAGGGGGGGCAGAAGUCUCUGGUGAACCGCUGGACCACGUUCCUGAAGGCCCGCCUCAUAUGCUCGGUGCUGGGGGAGGACGGGGUGGAGACGGCCUUUGAUGAACUCAGGGAUGUGUUCAUUCAGCCAACGCAGGAUGAGAAGAACCCAGUGGUGUACGCUCUGUUCACCACCGCUGGCUCUGUGUUCAAGGGCUCAGCAGUCUGUGUGUACUCCAUGGCUGACAUCCGCAACGUCUUCAACGGACCUUUUGCCCACAAACACGGUCAUAACUAUCAAUGGACAGAAUAUACCGGAAAGAUACCAUACCCCCGGCCUGGCACUUGUCCAGGGGGUACUUUUACGCCUGGCAUUGACUCAUCCAAGGACUUCUCUGACGAGGCGGUGAACUUCAUGCGAGCCCACCCCCUCAUGUUCAACGCUGUAUAUCCUAUCCAUCGUCGCCCCCUAGUGGUGAGGAGCGGUGUAGACUACCGGUACACCGCCAUGGUAGUGGACCAGGUAGAUGCCGUAGAUGGCCGCUAUGAGGUGCUGUUUCUGGGGACAGAUCAUGGCACUGUCCAAAAGGUCAUCGUUCUGCCUAAAGACCCCACUAACCUGGAGGAGCUGACUCUGGAGGAAGUCGAGGUGUUCAGGAACAAGGCGGCCGUGAAGACAAUGAAAAUAUCUUCCAAAAGACAACAGCUGUACGUGUCCUCUGACGCCGGGCUGACCCAGGUGUCCCUGCACCGCUGCGGGGUGUACGGCCGGGCCUGCUCCGACUGCUGCCUGGCCCGGGACCCCUACUGCGCCUGGGACGGGGAGACCUGCUCUGCCUUCACCCCCUCCACCAAGAGGCGAAGCCGAAGGCAGGACGUCAAGCACGGUGAUCCGCUGCGACAGUGUCGAGGUUUCAAUGCCAAGGAGAACCGGCAGAAAGAGAUGGUGCAGUUUGGAGUUGAGGGCAGCAGUACAUUCCUGGAGUGUGAGCCACGCUCUCCACAGGCCUCCGUCAAAUGGCUCUUCCUCCGAGAAGGGAGGAGGAAAGUGCUCAGUCGGGCCGGCGGAGUUCUCAAAACCAACAACGGCAUCCUCCUGAAGGCGCUGAACCAGUCGGACGCCGGGCAGUACCACUGCCUGGCCACGGAGAACAACUUCAAGCACACGGUGACGCGCAUCGCCUUGCGCAUCCUGGACCGGGACAUCGUGCUGGCGCUGACCUCCCGCGACCCCGACAAGGAGCCCCACGCUCCGCCCAAAAGCCCGCCCCACGCCGCCCACCCGCACGCACCCCCGUCCGCCCCCGCCGCACCCACGCCGUUCCCGCCGGAGAUCAGACUGAUCCACCAGUACUGCCAGUCCUACUGGGAACAGAUGAGCUCAAAGCAGCAGCAGCAGCAGCAGCAGCCGCCGCGGCGGCAGCAGACCCGCAAACGCACCAGCCGCAGGCACACAGAGAGCCAGGAGAAGGGCCUGGGCUAG